Daucus carota subsp. sativus is the source of this 360-nucleotide messenger RNA. RefSeq lists its product as uncharacterized. Bases 1 to 360 code for a protein of 119 amino acids. The transcript has a single exon. Lineage: Eukaryota; Viridiplantae; Streptophyta; Magnoliopsida; Apiales; Apiaceae. The record is from RefSeq and is a predicted model, not a curated record.
AUGGGAGAUUUGGGAUGCAAGUCUAGUGGUGACACAAAGAUGGAGCGCAGCAGCAGCAUCAGUAGCUUACCAGAGCCCUUCAGUCUGCAGAACAUGAGAUGUUACAGUGCUUCAUAUGCAACGUUUUCUUCCUACAAUGUACCUCCUCAAAUCGAUGAGGUCCCGAGGAAUGAGGAUAACAAGUUCAGGAGAGCAAAGUCGAUGAACGGAUGGGCUUUGGAUGACCCGGAGUUGCAGAGGAAGAAGAGGAUUGCUAGCUAUAAAGUUUACUCUGUUGAAAGAAAGGUUAAAGGGUCUUUUAGGAAUAGCUUCAAGUGGCUCAAAAAUAGGUACUCUCAGAUGGUUCAACAUCUUUCCUGA